Molecule: messenger RNA, 1975 nt
Organism: Daphnia magna
Lineage: Eukaryota; Metazoa; Arthropoda; Branchiopoda; Diplostraca; Daphniidae
Gene: Pgm1
Product: phosphoglucomutase-1
Exons: 10
Coding region: 74-1759 (561 amino acids)
Biological process (GO): carbohydrate metabolic process
Cellular component (GO): cytosol
Molecular function (GO): magnesium ion binding; phosphoglucomutase activity
Source: RefSeq, a predicted model, not a curated record
GACAUAUCAUUGAAUUGUCCGCCAAAAUCACAGUCCAGUCAGUUGCUCUGUAUCUACGGGCAAUAGAAGAAAAAUGUUGACUUCAGUCAAAGUAUCCUCGACACCAUUUGAAGGCCAAAAACCAGGCACAAGUGGCCUAAGAAAAGCUGUUAAAGUAUUUUCUCAGCAACAUUACACUGAAAAUUUUAUUCAAUCCCUUCUUACCGGAGGACUUGGAGAAAGUCUGCCCGGCUCGACUCUGGUUCUUGGUGGAGACGGCCGGUAUUUCUUACAUGAAGCGGUCGAGAUCAUCGUUCGAAUUUGUGCUGCCAAUAAAGUAUCCAAGCUGAUUAUUGGGCAGAAUGGCAUUCUUUCAACCCCUGCGGUGUCUUGCAUGAUUCGCAAGUAUAAGACUAAUGGGGGCAUUUUAUUAACUGCCAGUCACAAUCCAGGUGGCCCUGAUGCUGAUUUUGGUAUCAAGUUCAAUACUUCCAAUGGUGGCCCUGCACCUGAUGGUGUAACCAACAAAAUCUAUGAACUCUCUACUGGAAUUAAAGAAUAUUUUAUUGUGCCUGAGCUUAAAUGUGAUAUAAAAACAAUAGGAACCCAGCAGUUUGAUAUUGAAGGACAUCCAUUUACAGUGGAAGUGGUGGACUCUGUCAGUGAUUACUUGGAAUUGAUGAAAGAGAUAUUUGAUUUUGAUUCCAUCAAGAACCUUAUUUGUGGAACAGGUCAAGCCCCCCUUAAAAUUUUGAUCAAUUCUAUGCAUGGAGUGACUGGCCCUUACGUCAGCCGCAUCUUUUGUGAUGAGUUGGGGGCAAGUGCAGAAAGCGUUGUAAAUGUCAUUCCCCUAAAUGAUUUCGGUGGCCACCACCCAGACCCAAAUCUGACCUACGCAGCUGAUUUGGUUGAAGCGAUGAAAAAAGGCGCUUUCGGACUUGGCGCAGCUUUUGACGGAGAUGGGGACCGUAACAUGAUUUUAGGCGAAAAAGCUUUCUUCGUCACUCCUUCCGACUCCCUGGCAGUUAUAGCAAAUAAUAUGGACUGCAUUCCGUACUUCCGCCGGACGGGAGUUAGGGGAUUUGCUAGAAGCAUGCCUACUGGCGCUGCCGUAGAUAGGGUUGCCGCCAAACUGCAGAAAAACAUGUACGAGGUCCCAACCGGCUGGAAAUACUUUGGGAAUCUAAUGGAUGCCGGGCAGCUGUCGCUUUGUGGCGAAGAGAGUUUCGGAACUGGCUCCGACCAUAUUCGAGAAAAGGACGGAAUAUGGGCUAUUCUUGCUUGGCUCUCCAUCUUGGCUGUCAGAAAACAAACAGUGGAAGAAAUUUUGAAAAAUCACUGGACCUUGUAUGGAAGAAACUUUUUCACUAGGUAUGACUAUGAAAACUGUGACUCCGAACCUUGCAAUAAAAUGAUGAACGAUCUGGAGUCACUAAUGAAUGAACCUUCUUUCAUCGGUUCGACCCAUGAAUUCGAGGGCAAAUCUUUUAUCGUGGCUUUGGCGGAUAAUUUUUCGUACACGGAUCCCAUUGAUGGUAGCAUCUCCACGAAACAAGGUCUGCGGAUUAUUUUUCAAGAUGGCUCACGGAUUGUCAUUCGGCUUAGUGGAACAGGAAGCUCCGGCGCCACUGUUCGCCUUUACAUUGAUAGCUACGAAUCAGACGCUGAUAAAUAUCUUCUUGACGCACAGGUCAUGUUAAAACCACUCGUCCAGAUCGCGCUUAGAAUUUCAAAGUUAAGGGAACUCACGGGCAGAGACGAGCCCACAGUCAUUACGUAACAAACUCAAAAACAUGUUUAUGAAACCGAGUACUCCUCGGGAAAUUGAGCUAAAGUUAUUCUUAGUCACCGCUCUAGUUCUUUUUUCUUGUUUCGGCUUUUUGGGUAAGAUAUAAAUUGAGUAGUCUAGAAUGUUGUUAUUGAUUUUUGAAUCUCUUUAUCAAUCUGUUUGCUAUGUGGCUAGCAGGUCUGUUUAAUACACAGGCAAUCUUUGUGA